AUGUCUGCAUUCGUGCUCGAAAAUGUGCCCGGUGUUUCGUCGGCCGGUGUCAAACUGCAGGCAUCAUCACAGGCACCUUGCAAUUCGGCGACAUCAAUGCGGAUCUCGGAGGCUUCGCGGAGUUCGCUCCUCGCAGGUGCGGCGGCGGCAGUUGCUGGCUGGGUUGGCAGGAGCCGCAAUGUGAGGGACGCGAAAGGCGUGCGGCCCGCACGUGCGGUGACCGCAGUGGCACGCCACGCCGGCACAGAGCUGGAUGAAUAUGGCCCCUGGUCCUUCGUGAAGCUCGUGAACGGAGAUUCGGAGGCCACGGUGUACCUGCGUGGUGCCCACGUGACCUCCUUCAAAGUGGCUGGAGUAGAGUGGAUUGGGAUGCGGGCAGACUGCAAGCUGGAUGGAACAAAGCAAAACAUCAGCGGAGGCAUCCCGAUCUGUUUCCCACAGUUCGGGCCUGGCGAGGUCAUUGUGCAGCACGGUUUUGCCAGGAACAUGGACUGGAAGUUCCUGGCCGAAGAGAGCAGCGAUGGCGUUUGUGUUCUAGAACUUACUGAGACGGAAGAGACGAAGAAGGUGUGGCCUCACGAGUUCCGUUGCAAGUUCAAGGUCGAACUGAAAGACGGUGAGCUGGAUACGAGCCUCAAAGUCGAGAACUUGUCCAAGUCCGACUGUGAAUUCUCGUGUGGACUGCACAGCUACUGGAACGUUUCCGACAUCGAUGCCUUGAUCGUGAAGGGCGACUUCAACGGUUGCAUGAAAACUGAUCGCACGGCAGAUCCGCCUACGCCGUUCGAGUACAAGCAGGAUGAAAUUACCAUCAACUCCUUCGCGGACGAGAUGUAUGGCAAGGUCCUUCCUGGCACCGUGGUUCUGGAAGAUCCGGGAAAAGGCGAGCUUCAGAUCAAGAGCGGCGGUGGGUGGAAGGAUGUUGUUGUUUGGAAUCCAUACGGUGAUGACAAGGUGGGCUACAAGACGUUUGUCUGCGUUGAGAGCGUGGAAACCGAGACGGUCUCGCUAGCCGCAGGCAAAGCCUGGGAGGCGACCAUGGACUUGGUGCCGAGAAACAAAUAG
Molecule: messenger RNA, 1065 nt
Organism: Symbiodinium necroappetens
Lineage: Eukaryota; Dinophyceae; Suessiales; Symbiodiniaceae
Source: the annotation of a GenBank genome assembly